AUGCUUACCCUCACACUCACCGCCGAACUGGAAGGUGUAACCGGCUUGAAGCCGACUGAUACCGAGGAGAACCCUUACUACUACACCUUCAAGGUGCAAUGUACCUCGUGUCGCGAGACGCACCCGAACUGGGUUAGUUUCAAUCGUUUUGAGCAGCAAGAGAUUCCCGGUAGCCGGGGUGAGGCCAACUUUGUGUGGAAGUGUCGUUUGUGCACAAAAACCCACUCUGCGUCCAUCACGGCUGGCCCGCAUGCGUACGAGGCCGAGGAGAAGAAGAAAAAGGGCCAGAAGAUCAUCGAGCUGGACUGCCGUGGUCUAGAAUUCGUUGACUUCAAGCCUGAUGGCGAAUGGGAGGCAAAGGGCGUCGAGUCUUCGACUUCUUUUACUGGGAUUGACCUCUCCGAGGGUGAGUGGUAUGACUACGAUGAGAAGGCCAGCGAGGAAGUUAGCAUCAAGGAGAUGAACUGGAGUAUUGGACGGGCGUAG
Messenger RNA from Penicillium diatomitis, 486 nucleotides. Its product is annotated as CXXC motif containing zinc binding protein. NCBI's taxonomy places the organism in Eukaryota, Fungi, Ascomycota, Eurotiomycetes, Eurotiales, Aspergillaceae. Bases 1 to 486 code for a protein of 161 amino acids. The record is from RefSeq and is a predicted model, not a curated record. Gene Ontology annotation, molecular function: zinc ion binding. The transcript has 5 exons.